AUGGAAAGUUCAUCAAACCAGACAACCUCAAAAUUUGUGGCUCAGGCAAAGAAGCUGAUAUACCACAGAAUGUUAGUGGGAAUUAAGGACGGUCGAUUUUUCGUAGGCUCGUUUUACUGUAUGGACAAACAGGGAAAUAUCAUUCUCCAAGAUGCCGUUGAGUAUCGAAGCACGAGACGAACUUCUCCAUCACCUAUGGAUCAGAGGGUCGUGGGCCUUAUCCUUAUCCCGUUUUCUUGCCGAACUUCUUGCCAUGUGGAUUGUUCGGAUGAGGAGCAGCUCUCUUUAUUGUCCCUCAAAUGA
Striga hermonthica is the source of this 303-nucleotide messenger RNA. The record is from the annotation of a GenBank genome assembly. NCBI's taxonomy places the organism in Eukaryota, Viridiplantae, Streptophyta, Magnoliopsida, Lamiales, Orobanchaceae.